This is a messenger RNA of Sphaerulina musiva SO2202, 564 nucleotides long. RefSeq lists its product as uncharacterized. The transcript has a single exon. Lineage: Eukaryota; Fungi; Ascomycota; Dothideomycetes; Mycosphaerellales; Mycosphaerellaceae. The record is from RefSeq and is a predicted model, not a curated record. The coding region runs from base 1 to 564 and encodes 187 amino acids.
AUGGCAAUUCUGCAAUACCUCUUCUUCUGGAAUCUCAAAACACCGCAGGAUAACCGGUGGCAUCCGCAAAUCGGACAAGAUCCCAAUAAAUAUAUCCACCACCACAACCUUCCCGCAUUCCUGCAGCGUACAGACGCCGAGGCCACGCUGGUCGAUGCCGCUCCCUUCAUUGCGGGCGCAGGCGGCCUCCGACAUGUCUCGCAAAUUCACCACUUUGGCUUCACCGCACGUGCCUCUAUUUUUCGCAAUGCAAAGACCAUGACUGCAAUGCACAGAGCGUGCAUGGUCGUGCCCUUAAUAUUGGUGGCGCAAGCUGCGCAAAUUGAAUAUCGCACCUUCAUCCCUCGCUGGUGUCACGAAAGAGAGCUCUACUACCGCGAUGAAGCGGAAGUCAGGAAACACGUGGACGUUGGUGCCUGUAUAGGGGCCGUAAGUUGGAUCUUUAGACUGACGUGGAAGGUGGGUGCUCGGUACUGGGCGCCAAUUGACGUUGUCAUCGGUGGAGGUCUAUGCGAUCUGCUUCAUAGAGAAUAUAUUAAAGCGCACACCAUUGAGACGCGGUAG